Tetrahymena thermophila SB210 is the source of this 1779-nucleotide messenger RNA. RefSeq names its product ABC transporter family protein. NCBI's taxonomy places the organism in Eukaryota, Ciliophora, Oligohymenophorea, Hymenostomatida, Tetrahymenidae. The transcript has 3 exons. The record is from RefSeq and is a predicted model, not a curated record. Gene Ontology annotation, molecular function: ATP hydrolysis activity; ABC-type transporter activity; ATP binding. Gene Ontology annotation, cellular component: membrane.
AUGAUUUAGCAAAAACAAAAAUCAGAUUUUAUUUCCUUCCAAAAUAUUUCAUACGAGAUUAUUCAUUAAAAUAAUCUAUGCUCAAAAAGUAAAGAGGUAAAAUCUCGCUGCAUUCUUCAAUCCUUAACAGGUUGCUUUAAACCAGGCUUGAAUUCUAUUUUAGGAUCCUCUGGUGCAGGAAAGACUUCACUUUUGAACAUUUUAGCUGGGAGAAUUUAAAAUUGUGAUAGCAAGGUUAGAUUGACAGGAAACUAAAAAAUAAACAAUUAAGAUUAUGGUGCUGAUGAAUUCAGUAAAUUUGCUGGGUAUGUAAUGUAAUAAGAUCUUUUGUUAUCAAAUUUAACUGUUAAAGAAUACAUUACUUUUGCUGCAGAUAUUCGUCUGUCUCACUCUAAAUCUGAAAAAAAUCUGAGAGUUUUAAAUAUUCUAAAGCAACUUAAGCUUGAACAUUGUUAAAAUACUUUGAUUGGGGAUUAAUAAUCAAAAGGAAUAUCAGGUGGUGAAAAAAAGCGAUGUUCAAUUGCAAUUGAACUUAUUGCAGAACCACAAGUUCUAUUUUUAGAUGAGCCAACAAGUGGAUUAGACUCAUUCACUGCUUAUUAAAUUAUAUGGACUCUUAAAUAGUUGGCAAUGUCUUAAAACAGAAUUAUAAUAUUCACUAUUCAUCAGCCUUCCACUGAUAUUUGGCAAUUAUUUGAUAGAGUUCUUUUGUUAGCUGAAGGUAAGCUCAUCUAUUAAGGUCCUCAAUUUAAAACUGUAGACUAUUUUAAAAAUAUUGGAUACUAAUGCCCUUUGAAUAGUAAUCCUGCUGAUUAUUUUAUGUAAUUGAUGAGUUGUUAAGACCCUAAAAUUCUUCAAGGCCUUUAAUAAAAUUAUCAAACUCUCUUAUAACCAUAAAUACUGCUAGAAAUUCAAUAAGAAAACUAAAAUUUAGAGAACCAAAGUUAGAGUUUGCCAUAGUAAAUGAUUAAAUUAUCUUUUGUUUUAGAAAUGUGGACUUUGCUGAAGAGAUAAGUCUUGAAUAUAAAAAGACAUAGAUUGAUGGUUAAAACUAGAUUAGUUCAAGUCCUUAUAAAUGGACUUAUAACUGGAGCAAUUUAUUGGUAGUUACAAAGAGAUGAUGACAGUAUGCAAGAUUCUCUUUAAAUAGCUAAAUGCUUAUAUUUAUUGGCUCUUGGUAUCUUUUACUAAAGCAUGAAUCCCUAAGUUUUAUCAUUUACCACUGAAAGAGAAGUAUUUUUAAAAGAAUAUUCCUCAAAAAUGUACUCUUUGUUUCCUUACUUUGUUUCAAAACUCAUUCCUGAGCUAUUUUCUUGUAGCCUUUUUGCCAUUUUAAUGUCUUGUAUUGUAUAUUGGAUGAUAGGAUUUGCUAAAACGGCUGAAUAAUUCUUCUUUUUUAUUUUCACAUUUAUUUUAACUACAAAUGUUGGUAAUGUGACUGGACUACUUGCAGGUUCUAUCUUCAAAUAAUCAAGCGUUUCAGUACCUUUUGCUUCAACUUUUGUUCUUCCUCUUUUUCUAUUUGGAGGAGUCUUCAAAAAUAGAAGUACAUAUCCAGAGUGGAUCGGAUGGGUUGAGUAUAUUAAUCCAUCAUUUUACGCCUUUAAUGCCUUGGCAGAGAAUGAAUUCUAAAACACUACUUUCAAAUACAAUCCUAUCUAAUUAUAUUAUCUAGACUUUGGGAAGUGGAACAGCAUAUUAAUGCUUGUUGUACUUUACUUUGCUUUUGCCUUAGUUGCUUUUCUAUGCUUAAGGAGACACUGUAAAAAAUUGUAGUGA